Molecule: messenger RNA, 1680 nt
Organism: Penicillium pulvis
Lineage: Eukaryota; Fungi; Ascomycota; Eurotiomycetes; Eurotiales; Aspergillaceae
Product: MDR family MFS transporter
Exons: 4
Coding region: 1-1680 (559 amino acids)
Biological process (GO): transmembrane transport
Molecular function (GO): transmembrane transporter activity
Source: RefSeq, a predicted model, not a curated record
AUGGAGUUGGAAGAAAUUGCUCCGUCGAAUGGCGAGCAUGCAGCCCCCACUCUCAGCAAUGAGCAACUAGAUUCCCCCGCAGUGGCCAAAAUGACAGACAACGAGAUUAUAAAACUCUCAACAUGGAAGUUUUGUACCAUUGUGAUUUCAUUGUGCUCGGCAUGUUUCCUAGCAGGUUAUGAUUCGACGUGUGUUGGCACGCUUGGACCCACCAUCAGCGAUGAAUUCAGCUCUCUCAACGACGUUAGUUGGUACGGAAUCGCAUACUCUCUCGCAUCCUGCGCGACAGUCCUUAGUUUUGGGAAGCUCUAUUGCUUCUACUCCGCGAGGAUUGUUUUCGCGUCUGCUCUAGCGGUUUUCGUCAUUGGCUCCAUCAUCUGUGCUACAGCGCAGUCCUCGAUUGCCUUCAUUGUGGGAAGAGCAGUAGCUGGAUUGGGUAAUGCAGGAAUCUUUUCCGGUUGCAAUAUCAUUGCCGCCAGAAUCAUUCCUCUUCGGUGGAGACCAUUCUAUCAGAGUUUCAUCGGAAGCAUGGAAUGUAUUGCACUGGCAACGGCGCCUCUGAUAGCGGGUGCUAUUGCCGAUGUCGCUUCCUGGCGAGUUUGUUUCUGGAUUAGCGUCCCUCUUGGUGUCAUUCCAAUCCUCUCGGUGCUGUUCUUUCUUCGGAUGCCAAAGACAGAUAAGCAGGCGACUCAUUCGUCUCUUGCCAAGCUGCGACAACUUGAUCCCAUAGGCAUGGCCCUAUUCGUGCCGCUGGUCAUUUGCUUCACAUUGGCACUUCAAACGGGCGGGACAGAGUACCCAUGGAGCAGCAAGCAGGUUGUUAUACCGCUAGCCAUGACUGGAGCCCUGUUGGUGGCCUUUGUGUUACAACAGGCGUAUAUGCAAGAACAUGCGACACUUCCUGCUAGGCUACUAAAGUCUCGGAUUAUGCUUUCCAGUAUUGCGGUUAGCUUUGCCUGUUCAGGCGCACUUUUUGUUUUCACAUACUAUGUGAGUGGGAAAAUCUUCGUUGCACAGUAUAGAAAAGCUAAAUCUCCCCAGCUUCCCAUCUACUAUCAAGCGAUUCGUGACGUUUCAACAAUGGAGUCCGGGGUUAGAGAUCUCCCUCGAAUUCUCGGUCUUACUAUUGCCAUCAUUUUUGCCGGUGCAAUGACAACUAUGACAGGAUACUACAUGCCGUACAUGGUCCUCGGGGGCGUGCUGAUGUCCAUCGGUGCCGGUCUAACGACUACAUUCAACACGACCACAUCUCUCGCCCACAUCAUUUCAUUUCAAGCCAUCUUCGGCCUUGGUUGUGGUUUCGCCUGGCAGCAACCUUAUAUAGCAGUUCAGGCCUCUACGCCUGCAUCCGAUGUGCCAUCCGCGAUCGUGGUACUCACCUUUGGGCAGCUUCUUGGAGGUGUGGUCAUGCUUGCGAUUUCGCAGAACAUAUUUGCCAUAGAGCUGAUUUCUGGGCUUGCCGCCAAAGUACCUGGGCUUGACGCUAACCUCGUUCUAAACUCUGGUGUACUGAGCCUAAGAGAGGUUAUCCCCGCGAAGUAUCUCGUGGAUGCCUUGGGGGUGUACAAUGAUGCUCUUGUGAAGGUAUUUUAUACCGGUAUGGCGGUUGCUUGUGUAACCACAUUCGGUGCGUUGGGAUCGGGAUGGAGAUCAGUGAAGCAGGCCGAUAAAACCAAAUAA